AUGCAACUGGUCCCAUCGCUCCUCUGCCUAGCAUUAUGGUCUAGUUCAGCACUUGCAUUCUACCCAUAUAGGCCAGCAUGGUUAAAAUCCAGCUUAGAAAGCGAGGACAAGAGAGCCACUUUGGCAGAGGACUCGGAGGGCCUCGCCUUUGAGAUUCACCAACGCCAGGGCCGCCCUGUCGUUUCCCAAGAGGCUAUACGCCUUGCCGCCAAAUACGAUAGCCACGCAGCGCUUGCCCGCCGCAAAAAUACCUACGCCGUCACCACAGCCACUACCCCCUCCACGAGCGACGCCGCCGGCAUUAACCAGGAUGGAACCGACUACUCGUACUUUAUUCAAGUUAGCAUUGGUUCUAAAGGAACCAAGCUCUACAUGUUGGUCGAUACGGGAGCUGGAUCCAGCUGGGUUAUGGGCGCCGACUGUUCCAGCGAUGCAUGCGCCAAGCACAAUACCUUUGGCACUGGCCAGUCUGACACCCUCACCAUUAGUGACAAGGACUUUUCCGUAGCCUACGGAUCCGGAAAGGUCAGCGGGAAGCUUGCCACCGACACCAUUUCGGUUGCCGGAAUGAGCGUCAAAUACCAGAUCGGUCUCGCCUCCACCACGUCGACUGAGUUCAAAGACUUUGCUUUUGACGGCAUCCUCGGAUUGUCCAUGGGCAGCGGAGCCAGCGCCAACUUCCUCGCCACCCUAACAUCAGCCGCCGCCAUUAAGAGCGCCAUCUUUAGUGUCGCCCUGAGCCGUGCUGCCGAUGGUGGUACGUCUGGUGAAAUCAAAUUCGGCGGUAUAAACUCGGCCAAGUACACUGGUGACAUUUCCUACACCUCUCUUGCCUCCAAGAGCGGUGACUGGGCUAUCAAUCUCGACGACAUGUCUUUCGAUGGCAAAAAGGCCGGUGUUGGCAAGCUUGCUUACAUUGAUACUGGCACAACCUAUAUCUUUGGUCCCCCGAGCGUCACCGACAAGGUCCACGCUGUCAUUGACGGCUCCAAGAAGCAGGGCGCCUACUACAGCGUCCCCUGCGACACGACAACGCCCAUCACCGUCACCUUUUCUGGUGUUGAUUACCAAAUCCCCGCCAAGGAUUGGGUCGGAGCAAAGGAUACCAGCGGUACCUGCUUCAGUAACAUCUACGGCCAGGAAGUAGUAAAAGACUCCUGGCUCAUCGGUGCCACGUUUCUUAAAAACGUCUAUACCGUUUUUGAUAAGGAUGGUGGCAGAAUAGGAUUCGCAAAGACUGCUUCAGGUGACUCGGCCUCUUCUGUGUCUUCUUCUGCUACCCCCUCGGGCUCCUCGUCAGUGUUUUCAUCAUUGUAUCUGUCAUCAUCUUCUCUAGGCCCGACUUCUAACACGGCUACACCCACUAGCAGUCCAUCGACCAUGUCGACCAAGACUUCGUCGGCUGGCCCCUCUGCCUCCGCCAGUAAGCCCUCCCUGGGCCUUACUGGACAGGAAACCACGACGGCCGCGGCUUCCGGCAGUUCAACUGUGUCGGUAGCCGAUGCAACCAAGACUGGCGACAAGGGCAACGGAGCUGCGUCUGGCCUACACGCUCAAGGCGCCCAGCUCGCCUCCUUUGUUGGUGUCGCUGCUCUUCUCUUAAUAGUAUAG
Molecule: messenger RNA, 1611 nt
Organism: Cordyceps militaris CM01
Lineage: Eukaryota; Fungi; Ascomycota; Sordariomycetes; Hypocreales; Cordycipitaceae
Product: aspartic-type endopeptidase (CtsD), putative
Exons: 3
Coding region: 1-1611 (536 amino acids)
Biological process (GO): proteolysis
Molecular function (GO): aspartic-type endopeptidase activity
Source: RefSeq, a predicted model, not a curated record